CAAGAAGAGCUGAAAGAAGAAUGUGUCAUCUGUACACUCCCUGCCAAGAAGUGGCAUUGGAAAGCACGGACUGCUGCUCUUUACUUCAUGCAAACGGUGCCAGCAAGUGCUGAUUACAGAUUGCCAGCAUUAAGUGCCAGCCCAUGUGAGCAGCCUGCUGACCACGAAGCCCGACCACGCUCGGUCUAUUAGCUGUGCUCCAGAAGUGUUUGUUCAGUUUUUCCUCAGAUGGAUAACCAAUAUGGAACAUUCUGUCCACAGAAGUCUUAUUAAAGAGGGUCUUGGGAAGUUUGAGGUGUCAAUAACUGAAUGAAACCCAUUUGCAAGUGCUCUUGCAGUGCUGCUUUGGAAUUUCAUUGUAUGCCAACUGGAAGCUGAAAAUCAGCCCAUUUGCAGUGUGGCCUGGAAGCAAAAUGUUUAUGACUGGGGAGAAGUCUGCCUUGAGAUACACUUGGGAUCCUCUUUGCAAGCUCUGUGCUUAACCUGGCUGAACUCGCUGCCCUGCGCCCUGACCUGGGCAAAUUGAAAAAGGUCCUCUACUUCCAUGAGAACCAAUUGGCGUAUCCUGUCCAGAAGUGCAAGGAAAGGGAUUUCCAGUAUGGAUACAACCAGAUUCUUUCAUGUUUGGUUGCUGAUAUUGUGGUGUUCAACUCUGCUUUUAAUAUGGAAUCAUUUCUUACGUCCAUUGGAAAAUUUAUGAAGCUGAUUCCUGACCACAGACCUAAGGAUUUGGAAAAAAUAAUCAGACCGAAGUGCCAAGUUCUUUAUUUUCCAGUCAGGUUUCCUGAUGUGAGCAGGUUCAUGCCAGAACAUAAGCUUGCCCGUUUGGAAAACAUAAUUGGUGUUAAAAGAAAUGGAGAUUCUUAUCAACGUGAGGGCCUGCCUGGGCAGCAGAAGAGCAGAGCUUUGGGAGGUUUAAUGAAAAACAGCAACGCGUGUCGUGAGUCUGGACUUUGUGAAGCACAGCCUGGACUUUGUACCACACAGCAUGAGGAACUGCAUUCCCCAUUAACAGCAGCGGAGAAAUUGAACAAGUCUGAAGCAACAGAAAGUACAAAUCCUUGUCAAGAAGAAGAUAAGCAACAUGUGACUUUUAACCUCUGUAAUAUCUGGAGUGGAAUGGACUAUCAGCAGAGACCUUUACAUGUUGCCUGGCCUCACAGGUGGGAACAUGACAAAGAUCCUGAAACUUUCUUUAAAGUGCUGCUGAAACUGAAGGAGCAGGAGCUACCUUUUCACGUGUCCGUCCUUGGGGAGACUUUCACUGAUGUUCCAGAUAUAUUUGCAGAGGCCAAAAAAGCAUUGGGAUCUUCUGUCUUGCACUGGGGGUACUUACCCAGCAAAGAUGACUAUUUCCAAGCACUGUGCAUGGCCGAUGUUGUCAUCUCAACAGCUAAACACGAAUUCUUUGGAGUGGCAAUGGUGGAAGCGGUGCAUUGCGGCUGUUACCCGUUGUGUCCCAAGGCCUUGGUGUACCCGGAGAUCUUCCCAGCUGAAUAUCUGUAUUCUACACCUGAACAGCUUUUUAAAAGGCUUCAGAAUUUCUGCAAGAGACCUGAUAUUGUAAGGAAACAUCUCUAUAAGGGCGAGAUGGCUGGCUUUUCCUGGGCAGCGCUCCGUGGUAAAUUCAGGUCUCUGCUCGCAGCAGAACCGAAAGAAGAUUUGUGACAGAUGGGGCUAAGUCACAAACUUGCAGCCUCAGGCAGAAUUGUGGAAGUUUCCAGAGUGUGCCCAUAUUUACCUGAUCAGAGAGAAAAGAAAAUCUGCAGAGGAAGCCGAGCCUGGCUGCUUGUCAUAGCUGACACAGAGCCAUCUGCCACAAACCUGUGGCGGCUUCAGAUCUCCAAUCCCUGCCACCACCCCAGCUCAAAUUAAAUACAGAUUCUUAGAGACGUUAUGAUGGUUACACAUGUCCUCGGCAUCACAUGCAGGAGACUGUUCAAAAAAAAUAUGUGGCCUGUUGUAUAACCGCACUCAUGUAUCCCAUAUGUGGUGCCACAUUGAAUUUCCGGUUGAAUCUGUUUUUAUCCUUUGUACUGGAUGACAUGGUGCCUGAAUUCUUUCUUUUCGCCGACACGAUGGCAGCCAAGCUGCAGCUUCAAACGCUCACACUUGGCUGGGUUUCUACCUAGGUUGCCAGGUUAUCAUUGGAGCCUUAUUGUGUCCUCAAAGGGCCACAGGGCCUGAAAGGAGGAUCCGAGUGCUACCGGACUAAUUGGGCAGCCAUCUCAGAAUUGUUUGUAGGCAAAGGGCUGCUUUAGCACUUUUCUUUUUGCAAAUUAAUGACUCUCUGGCACAGGGGUUUUUAAGUGAAGGUAUUAAUAAGGGGUCUGGCAGGUAAUCCCAUGAUUCGCGGAGUUACAUUUGCAUUUAAUUAAUCUUAAAGAAAGCUGAAAGAUAAACAGCUGUAAUUCAAACUAGCAUGGGAAAUAUGCUACGUGGUGCCAUCUAUCCGAUAAAAUGAAAGCUGAGACACUUGUUUUAUUUCUCUCAAGGAUGGAGAACAAACAGAUAACAGCCAAAAUACUUCCAAUAAAAAGUAGUAGUUGGAAUGUAACGGCCGUUCAUCAAGCAUCUUUGCAUCCCGUUACGAAUACAGUCUUUUAAAGAUAAAUCACUUAUGAUUCCAGCAGUCAAGCUUCUAUAUUUGUUGAUGUAAAAUGUUUUGAAGAUGGAGAUUGUACAAUAAAUUUUUAAUAAAGUGCCCACUGCAAUUUUUAAUUAGCAUAUCUCA
Tympanuchus pallidicinctus (lesser prairie-chicken) is the source of this 2734-nucleotide messenger RNA. RefSeq names its product glycosyltransferase like domain containing 1 (gene QTMAN). The record is from RefSeq and is a predicted model, not a curated record. The transcript is spliced from 11 exons. The coding region runs from base 664 to 1668 and encodes 334 amino acids. Lineage: Eukaryota; Metazoa; Chordata; Aves; Galliformes; Phasianidae. Gene Ontology annotation, molecular function: glycosyltransferase activity.